UUCUUUGUUCAAACAAGCUUAACAUUCACAGACAAAAAAGAAAAUCACAAAUGGAGUCCUAUGAGUCCAUUCUAGGAUCAGAAUGGAGUGCUUUGAAUGCCAUGCACUCCACUGAAGAAUCCGAUUUCAUGGCGCAGUUACUUAAUUACUGCUCCAUUCCAAAUGACUUGCAUAAUUCUGGAUCUCAGAACACUGAUGUUCAUCAUUUUCCAGGAGGUACCAAUUUUUAUCACCUGACUUCAGACCAUGGCAGCUGCUAUGCAGGCAAUUUUGAUCACAUCUUGGCAACAUAUGAUGAUUUCAUUCUCUGCAAUGAGGAAGUGAUAGAAGAGAACAAAUCGCGUGUUCAGCUCGAACAAGAAGAUCAAGUGCCGGAGUCUGAAUCAAACAAGGAUGCUGUAUUCAGAAAUCCAUUGCAAAAAUCUAAGAAAAGAACUACCAACUCGAGAGAGGUUCAGAAGAACAAGAGAAAUGUUAAGGCCAAGAAGAAACAGAAGCAUACAAAGACUAGCUGCACAAACAAGGAGCAAAAUGGUUCAAGCAGCUGCAGCUCAGAAAAUGACUCCAUUGCUUCACAUGAACUGAAUGGAGUUGCAUUGAAUUCUUCAGAAUCAAAAGAAGCUAGAACAAUCAAUUCAAAUGGUCAACCGCGCGCUGUUAGGGGAUCAGCAACUGAUCCACAAAGCCUGUAUGCAAGGAAACGUAGAGAGAGGAUAAACGAGAGAUUGAGGACCUUGCAGAACCUUGUUCCUAAUGGAACAAAGGUCGACAUCAGUACAAUGCUUGAAGAUGCCGUUGAGUAUGUGAAGUUCUUGCAACUCCAAAUCCAACUCUUGAGCUCUGAUGAUAAGUGGAUGUAUGCACCUAUCGCGUACAAUGGAACUGAUGUCAGGACUUGAUACAAACAUCUAUCUUUAUUGUAUCGAUAAUUUCUUUCCGCAGAGUGUUUAUUCUUGUUAGUACUUACACAGAAAUGGCCUUUGUUGCAUAUUUUUACCUUGCUAAAACGGCUGUAUCCUAAUAACAGUCCCCAGUAACCUCUGUUCCCAGUCCCCAGACUUGUAUACCAUAUUAGAUCUGUUUCCAUACAUGUAUCCGAUAGUGAGUUUACAUGGAUGGACAAAAAGAAGGAACUUUCUCGAUUUGCACUACUAUCUGCUCAUUCAUCUGAAGCUCGACCGAGCACGAGCAGUUGUGCCUUCGACAAGUUUUAGUUGGCUGCCAUGUAUUCAAGUGCGAGCAAAAAGAAAAAUCUGUUGAUAAUGAGCAAAAGAAACGUUCGCCUACUCUCCACAGUAAUACUAAACUCUAUUAGGUUGUUAGGUACCAAGAGUGCAGCAAA
Messenger RNA from Daucus carota subsp. sativus, 1342 nucleotides. Its product is annotated as transcription factor bHLH139. NCBI's taxonomy places the organism in Eukaryota, Viridiplantae, Streptophyta, Magnoliopsida, Apiales, Apiaceae. The transcript is spliced from 4 exons. Bases 51 to 899 code for a protein of 282 amino acids. Gene Ontology annotation, cellular component: nucleus. The record is from RefSeq and is a predicted model, not a curated record. Gene Ontology annotation, biological process: regulation of transcription by RNA polymerase II. Gene Ontology annotation, molecular function: protein dimerization activity; DNA-binding transcription factor activity, RNA polymerase II-specific; RNA polymerase II cis-regulatory region sequence-specific DNA binding.